AUGCUGUCCGUCUUCUCCGUCACUGGAACCAUAGGAAAUGCCCUGGCCAUAUAUGUCUUCGCCAGCCUCAAGCAAAAGGUAAAUUGGAAAAAAAUAUGUAUGCUGCAUUCCUUUUCAAACAACAAUACAAACUCUGUAAUAUUAUCAUCAAUACAAACCCUCUAAUAUUAUCAUCAAUACAAUCUCUGUAUAUUAUAAUCAAUACAAACUCUGUAAUAUUAUCAUCAAUACAAACUCUCUCAUAUUAUUAUCAAUACAAACUCUCUCAUAUUAUCAUCAAUACAAACUCUCUCAUAUUAUCAUCAAUACAAACUCUCUCAUAUUAUCAUCAAUACAAACUCUCUCAUAUUAUCAUCAAUACAAACUCUCUCAUAUUAUCAUCAAUAAAAUCUGUAAUAUUUGCAUAAAUACAAUCUCUGUAAUAUUAUCAUCAAUACAAACUCUGUAUAUUAUAAUCAAUACAAACUCUGUAUAUUAUAAUCAAUACAAAGUCUGUAAUAUUAUCUUCAAUACAAACUCUCGCAUAUUAUCAUCAAUACAAACUCUCUCAUAUUAUCAUCAAUACAAACUCUCUCAUAUUAUCAUCAAUACAAACUCUCUCAUAUUAUCAUCAAUACAAACCCUCUCAUAUUAUCAUCAAUACAAACUCUGUAAUAUUAUUAUCAAUAAAAUCUCUGUAAUAUUAUCAUCAAUACAAACCCUCUCAUAUUAUCAUCAAUACAAACUAUGUAUAUUAUAAUCAAUACACACUCUGUAAUAUUAUCAUCAAUGCAAACCCUCUCAUAUUAUCAUCAAUACAAACUCUCUCAUAUUAUCAUCAAUACACAGUCUCUCGUAUUCUAAUCAAUUCAAACUCAUAUUAACAGUGUAUCCAAGAAGUAUUUUUUAAUUAGCAUAAUAAUUACAAUUUUAAACUUUUCACCAUUUCAUACAUCUUAAAAUUGUUAUAAAGAUAUAUUUGAUAUUAUGAGUAAUUUGAUAUUUCUUUCGCUAAACAAUUAAAUUAAUUUAUUAGAGAAACAACAAUAAAUGUCAAAGUCUAGUUUCUAAAAUAUAUUUUAAUGAAUUUAUAGUUUAAUAGAAUAUGUAUCGUCUUUGACAUUUUACUUAGCUUCCGUCUGGCUUAGCCUCCAUCUGACUUAGCUUCCAUCUGACUUAUCUGUCAUCUGACUUAGCAUUCAUCUGUUUCGUAGCGUUGGUUAUACAUUAUCCACCUGAAAAUGUCACUGAUUAUUGCUAAAGACACUAUGGCAAAGUCAUCUCUGAAUAUCUCUCAAGGCGUGCAACGAAUCCAUGGCUUAAUAUGGAUUACUAUUUUAAUCUAAGAUAACGAGAUUCCAACUCAACGUCAGCAUGUUCUCGUGUUCCAAGCUGGUCGUCUGCUUCAUAUAGAGCUCUGACCAUCACAAUUUCCGUUGUAUAAUUACGAGAGAAUCAUCACGAAUACACAGACCAUCCGACACUACUGAUCCCCAAUGACAGUUACAAGUCGACCCGUCCUGUCGUUCAUCAAAAAACAUCUUUUAAUAGCCUACUUUGGUUAGGGUUAGAGUUAUGACAACUUUUAAUAGCCUUCUUCGUUUCCGUCUGUCCAUUUGGUUCUUAUCCAGGAAAAGAUUUUACAAGUUGCAGAAUUUGUCUAGCCAGCUAACAUUACUUCGUUACCAUUGACUAACAUAAAUAUUUAAAUUAUAAUUAUUGGAUAUGCAUAUUCUUAUUAAAGCAAAUCUGGUGGAUAAUAGUGUUGUAGUGAAGCCAACCUUUACGAAUAGUUCGUCCAAUGAUUGACAUAUUUCUCUGGGCUGGACGCUGAAUGGGUAGUAUCUUAAUGGCCUUCGUUGACCCACUAUAUGAUGUAUUCAGGACCCUGCUGGCCCCAUGACGUCUCUCUCUAUCUUCACAGGGAGUCUAUACAUAUCUUAUUAAGACCUGCUAGUUUCUUUGCUAUUAUGAAUUAAUCAUAAAUAAAACUGCUAGCAGUCCAAACUUAAAACUCGUUACAUUUAUUAUAGUCUAACAAUUCCUCAGUUAAUCAUGUUGCCUCAUUACAUUUUUUAUACUCAAAAAAAUUCAUCUUUUAUUCAUGUUGUUACCAAGGAAAGCAUAUUCUUUUUUUUUUUUUUUUUUACAACAUUUUAGAAAAGAUUUAGUUAUUAAGAAUUGAUUUAGUUAUCGAGAUGUGCUGGAAACCCUGGGCUAGCCUUCACUGGAGAAACGAUGACAACUUUCCAGGCUCUAAUUUUUUUUAAUCAAAAAUUUUUAUUUUUUUUUUUUUUUUUUUCCAUGGUAUUUUUUUUUUUUUUUUUUUUUUUUUUUACAACAUUUUAGAAAAGAUUUAGUUAUUAAGAAGUGAUUUAGUUAUCGAGAUGUGCUGGAAACACUGGGCUAGCCUUCACUGGAGAAACGAUGACAACUAUCCAGGCUCUACAUGAUGUAUUAGCUAAAUAAUGGGCUGGCCCACUGCUCUAGCAUUAAACAGAAAAUCGUCCCUCUGCCCCUAGACAAGGACGGGGCCAUGAGCGGAGGUUCCAGCUAAUAACAGCAAGAAAACAGUACAGAAACUAAUUUAUCCUGCCAAAGACAAUCAGGAACUGGAACAAGCUUCCAAAAGGAUUUGUGGAGGCGAAAACACUUGACACAUUUGAGUCUAUUGCCUCAGGUCUUCCAAGCCCAAGUUCAUGAUACCAUCGCUGGGUAGCCCCGAAAAAGUGAAAUAUACUCUUCAAUACCAGGCACAGAAACAUAGUGAAUACCUACUAAGAGAUGAGAUGAGAGCCUAAGAGAUGAAAAUGUUCUUCCGAUAACUACUUUGUUAUUUCUUGAAGUUGGAGUAAAUAAUUAAUAAAUUAUGUCUUCAGGUUCUCGCUAAUCGGCUGAAUUUAUGUUAUCAAUUUCAAAUAAUUUGAUUUAAUUUUUUAUUGUUUGCUGAAGAAGGCGUUUAGUAGAAACAUCUUUUUAAUUGUUCUGUCGCUGGAUAGCAGAAAUAUUAUAAACAUUAGCAGUGGUCGGUAUAAGUCGCUGGAUAUCGCUAGAGACUAGAGAACUAUCAUAAACAUUUGCAGUAGUCAGCAUAAAUUGAUGGAUAGCACUAGAUAACUAUCAUAAACAUUUGCAGUAGUCAGCAUAAAUUGAUGGAUAGCACUAGAUAACUAUCAUAAACAUUUGCAGAGGUCGGUAUAAGUUGGUGGAUAGCAAUAGAGAACUAAAAUAAACAUGUCAUUCUAAAUGUAAAUUUGUAUUCUUGUUCAUUUAUUUAACCUGAUUGUGUUCCAGUAGUUGAACUGACAGUCUCAAAGUGUAAACUAUUAUUUCUUAGCCCUUAUCAUUCCAGCUGACAUCCACCAUCUUCAUUCUGACCCUGGCCGGGACGGACUUCAUAACCUGCCUCAUCACAAUCCCAUUCACAAUCCUCAUAGAAUUUUUAGAGUUCAAGGUCGGCAGUGACGAAGUGUGCAAGAUCUACCAUUUCCUGAUCACCACCACCGUUCCCUUCUCGUGUGUCGUCAUUGUGGCCAUCGCGGUGGACAGGUGGGUGGAUUUGUUUUUCGUUGAGUUUUUUUUUUUUUUUCAAUUUAUGUCCACAACGGUCGGUGACCUUUGAACCCUAACCAUAUCUCGAUGUAAGAUUUAUAUUCUAACUGGCAAAAGAAUAGUUCGAAAUUUAUGUUUAUAAAAUAGAGUACUGUCUGAAAAUGGGUGUCCACCAUCGAUAACUUUCUUAAUAGACUUGGAAAGUUGGGAGAAAAAAAAAUUAACAUCCAUUUUUAUUAGCCAUGUUAACAUACACACACACACACGCACACACAAACACACAUAUUACUUAGUAGAAGACAUUCACCACAUCUGAGUAAAACAUUGUAUACAAUUGACGUUCAUGUUACAGAAGCCUACAUUUAGCCUAAAGCGCAUCAAUUUUUAUUAGACACCUUCAAUUUGGGAAUCAUUUCCAAUUAAAUAAACCUUUCAUAAUAUAUCCACAUAGACUUUUUCCUAGACUGAUCCUUUCAUUAAUAUAUCCACAUAGACUUUUUCCUAGACUGAUCCUUUCAUUAAGAUAUCCACAUAGACUUUUUCCUAGACUGAUCCUUUCAUAAUAUAUCCACAAAGACUUUUUCCUACCCAGAUCUUCGCAACUUUUACUGCAAAAAAAAAAACAACACAAAUAUGUGAGUUAUAUUUUGUUUUAACAAAGGCUAAAAACAUGAAUGUCAUUAUUCAUAUUCAGGGGCGUAGCAUGGGAAAGCUGCGCUCGAGAGAAAGCAUGAAUUUAGGGUGCUAAAUGUUGUCUGGCUUGAUGCCCCCUUAAUGCUCCCCCUCCCCUCCUCCCCAUCACACAGUCUUGUAAUAAAACUACUCUUCCUCUGAUUUGGAAUUCAUGCCAUAAUAAAAAAAAAAUUGUGAAUAUUUGUUUUAAAUCUAAACUUAUAUGAUUUUGAUUUUAUUUAAAAAUAGAGUUAUAUGUAUUUAGAAUAGAGUUACAUGUAUUUAGAAUAGAGUUACAUGUAUUUUGAAUAGAUUUACGUGUACUUUGAAUAGAGUUGGCUGUAUUUUGAAUUGUUACAUGUAAUUUAUCUUUUAUAAAAUAUAUGGGUUAUGCUAUUUUUCGAUUUGACCCAUCUUGAAUUACAAUGCAACUUUAUAUAAAUGUAACCUGUUAUCCACAGGUAUAUGUGUAUUUGCCAUCCAUUCCACCACUGGAUGAACAUCCAGAGGGCACGCAUCAUCAUCGGCGUCCUCGUUGUCGUCAUAUUCGCAUUCGGUGGCCUGGUGUGCGCCCAUUACACCAUCUACAAGAAGCAUGAUAUAGAGAUUGGCAACUCCAGCUCCUUGAACAUCAAUCACUACAACAUCACGGUGGGCGGGAUGACCUUCACCCCCGACCCCAUCUCUCCCGGCCCGAGCUACUCCUCAAUUACGUCGAUGAACAAGACCGCACCAAGCCCGACAAUGGCUCACCACAACGAGACGACUACCGCCAUUGACGUGAGCCCCACGGCUAAAUACACGUACAUGAAGACGACAUGCGACAUUCAGGAGGAUUUGAUUGACAAGCGGUUCUACUACGUGUUCAGACAGCUCUAUGUCGGCAUCUUCUUUGUCAGCUGCAUCAUCGUCUUUGCCCUCUACAGCCUCAUCUACAGGUGAGUCGGACGAAACCUGAGCCAUGGGUUGGAAUAGGGACACCCAAACUUUGGGAUGAAUUAGGACACCCAAGCUUUAGGUUGGAAUAGGGACACCAUAGCUUUGGGUUGGGUUAGGGACACCUGAGCUUUGGGUUGGGAUAGGGACACCUGAGCCUUAGGUUGGGAUAGGGACACCCGAACUUUGGGAUGAAUUAGGGACACCCAAGCUUUAGGUUGGGAUAGGGACACCCAAGCUUCAGGUUGGGAUAGGGACAACUGAGCUUUGGGUUGGUAUAGGGACACCUGAGCUUUGGGUUGGGAUAGGGACACCUGAGCUUUGGGUUGGGAUAGGGACACCUGAGCUUUGGGUUGGGAUAGGGACACCUGAGCUUUAGUUUGGGAUAGGGACACCCGAACUUUGGGAUGAAUUAGGGACACCCGAGGUUUGGGUUGGGAUAGGGACACCUGAGCUUUGGGUUGGGAUAGGUCACCUGAGCUUUGGGUUGGGAUAGGUCACCUGAGAUUUGAGUUGAAAAAGGGACACCUGAGCUUUGGGUUGGGAUAGGGACAAAUGAGCUAUGCGUUGGGAUAGGGCUAUAAACACCUUAACCUUGGGCUUGGGAUAUUGAUACCUGUGCUCUCGGUUGGGAUAGGGCUAAGGACACCUGAACUAUGGGUUGGGGCUAGAGACACCUGUACUAUUGGUAACCAUAACCCUAACCUUUUCAGAAUACUUCAUUGAAACAUCUUUACGCUUCAAUUAUUUUUCCCUUAAAUGGAUUCAUGAUAAAUAAAAUGCCAAUAAAAUUAAUUAAUGCACAUAUCGACCCGGAUGUAUUUGAAAAACAUAACCUCGCAGUAUUAUAUCACUCUAACCCUAACCUCGCAGUAUUAUAUCACUCUAACCCUAACCCUAACCCUAAACCGUAAGUAUUACAAAAACCUAACCGCGCACUAUUACAAACUCUAUUGACAACUCGACAAUAUUACAAAAGUCGAAUCUUAAACCGCCAGUAAUACAAAAUAUUUAGACCAUUCAAAAUGUCUAAUAUUUCCCAUCCUACAUCAAAGAAAUCAGAAAUCUAACAUAUCAGGCAGACAGUCUACAAGAUGUCAGAAAGUAUAGAAAUAAGUAUAGAAAUAAAUAUACAAUGUAUUCCAAGUUAUCACAACUUUCCAAUUUCUCUUUGCAGGUCAGUCAUCGCUCAGCGGAAGAAGAAACUACACAUCAAGUCCGCUCAGUGCUGCUUAUUGUGGAACGCGACCAGCGUAGACACGCCUCAUGAGGCGGCAGAGAUGACCCAAGACAUAGAACUGAGCCACGUCAACGGCGAGGAACGCCUCACCACCCGUCACAACUCAAGCACCAUGGAGGAUCUGGAGCCUCACAACAACGGGGCUGUCCGAAAGUGUUCCCUGUCCAAAGCCCGCAUCGAACGAAUGAGGGUGGCAAACAUAAAAACGGCCUUCACCUUGUUUAUUGUGACCUUGGUGUUUAUCAUGGCUUUCCUUCCUUCCUGGUUGAUGGCCUUGAGCCUCAUU
This is a messenger RNA of Lymnaea stagnalis (great pond snail), 6665 nucleotides long. NCBI's taxonomy places the organism in Eukaryota, Metazoa, Mollusca, Gastropoda, Lymnaeidae. The record is from the annotation of a GenBank genome assembly.